AAGAGCCGGCCUCUGGGGUCUCCGCUGCCCCUUGGGGUCCGCUCCGGGCGGCGCCUGCCCCGCGCCCUUUGUGUGCGCGCCGCAAACCACUCGGCAGAGCUCUACUUCUGGCGGCUCAGCCUUCGGCGGAGAAGCGAGUGAAAGGAGACCCGCGGGACAAUCAGAGGACUAGAAGGGGGGAAAAGACGACCCACUCACUUUGGGAAGGUUCUGUCAUGUUGCCUUUGGGCUUCCCGUGGUCUCGUCCCUAACCCCGGCUUCCCCGCCCAGCCAGGGCCAAGGCAAGGGGGGACGGGGGAGGAGCGGAGCCACCGAGACCGACUUGGAAAUGGUGCUUCCGGAGCUGCAGGGAAGGGGCUCAGAAACUGUUUGGGUUUUGCUGAUUGGGUUUAGGAGAAUCAGGGGGCUAGAGAGGGGCCAGGGGAAGGCCAGUGAGUACGCAGAUAUGAAAAUAAUCAUGUUCCCGGGGAAUACCAAGGGAGACAGGGCUGAGGGUGGAAGGCCGGCAAGUACAGUUUUGUAUUUGAACUUUGUGAGCAAGUUGUAUCAUAUCCGACGCUUGAGUUUUUCGACUGUGCUCGCUUAGAGUUGAGGUUUCUACUUCGUAACAGGACCGAGGACCUACUCCAAAAAGCAAAGGGCCUGGGAACGGGUGAAAGAAGGGCAAAAUCCGAUAGGGAGAAAAAUCAGCUCCGGGUCACACUCCAUGCCCCGGCCGGGUCUUCCGUGGGUCCUCCUCUUACCUGGUGGCUUUUCUAACAAAGUAAGAGAAGGUAAAGUCCCAGUGAUCGUCCAGCCAUGCUUCGACAGAGUCCUGAUCCCUCUGCUGCUGCUUCUGCGGCUGGGGCUGCUGCUGCUGUCGCUGCCGCCUGAAGCUGGGGCCGGCCGGCUCCAUAGUUGGCGCCGCACGCCUCGGCGGCUCUCUGAUGCUGCUUUUCCACCCCAGCUGGGGUCCCUCCCUCGGAAGAACAGGACCAAGCCUCGAGACCCUCCCCCUUCGUCCGGCUCUAGUAGGGCCGGCUUUAGGCAAAGCGGCCCGAGCGCCAGGCCAGCCUCCUGCCCCGCCCCUCCUCGCGCGGUCCUCAGGAUGUCCAGGUGUGGUGGGCGGGGCCGGCGCAGCUGCUGCGCCCCUCUCUAGGGUGCCGCAGUGUUCGGCUCUCGCAGGCUCCGGAGACCCCUGGUUCCGAGGUGGCGGCGGCGGCGGCUCCCGGAGAGCUCUCCGGAAACCAAGUGGCUGCGGCUGGAAGGAGGCCACGCGGCCGCUGGGGUGCGCUGUGAGCCGAGCCGGCUUCUGGGGAGCGCGCUAGGUGACUGGGUGUGUUCUCAGACUGCCCGCGUAGGGAGGGAAGGUCGCGAUGUGGGAAAUUUUGCUCUAAAGCGAGACGUGGUGCGACCCUGGGCGCUUUUCCUGGGGCCUGAGAGUACAAUGACCGUCCCUCCUCGCUUUUCCCCAGCCUUACGCUUGGGUCAGGGAGGAACCGGGACCGACCUCCUUCGGAGCCCAGCCCUCGCAGGACUUAAAGCGCUCCAACCACUGACCACCGCGGGGUGGAGAGAGCUGCGGCGUGUGCCAGCAAGACAGAUUUGCAGGUGUAGGUGGGUAACUUGCAACAAAGCCAUGCCAGUGCUUAAUGUUAAUGGUAACAGCCAUAAUUAUAAAUUGAGUGCCUUUAACCAUUGCCUCAAAGUUCCCUUUUGCCUAAUUGGAAAAAGAUUUUCUUGGAGAAGAAAAGGCAAACAAAUAAUUUCCAAUGCUUUGUGCAUGAAGUUAGAAAACAAGGGCACCUCUAUACAAUUAGGUUAAUCCGAGAGCACUGGCACAACCCAGGUGCAGUCGAGGGAAACCAGUUAACCCAAUUUUCAAUUAAUGCAUCAUUUUAAUUAAAUUGGAAUUAACACUCCCUUAAAAGUAUCCCUUAAAAAUGGCUCAGCCAAUUUUGUCCAAUCCCUAUCUUGCUUCUUUAAAAAAGGAGUUGGUGUCAUCCUUUGCUUUGUCUGCAUCCCCAUCUUCCUGUCACGCAUUUACAGUUUUAAUAUGGCAUUUUGCAAUAACCUAUAUUUUUAGGUAGAAUUAAAUCUGGAAUUAUGGGCUACACAAUUUGUGAAUGACACCAUUAGCAGUGAUACACACACACACACAAAAAUGACUUUGAUAUACUUUUAACAAACUCCCUUCAAAAUACUCUUGGCAAGAAUGUAAGGCGUUAUUCAGUACAUAGUGACACAUCGUUAAAUCGAUAAUCUGAGAACUUUUAAAAGUAUCUUUUAGUCCCCCAAUGCAAUGGUUUAUCUUUCCUUCAUUGAAUAAUUGACCUUUUGCAACGUCGGUUUUUCUGAAACUUUACUGCUCUACGCAGGUAACCACAACCAAAGAAAAGCAAGCAAAGCAGUAGAGUGUGAACCAAUAUGUGAUAAAUUAUAUCGGAUUUAAAAAUGAGAAUUCUCUCCUAAUGUGUUACUAUGAUAGUGAUUAUACUGCUCAUGGAAUACAGUCAUGCGUCACUGAACAGCAGGAUACAUUCUAAGAAAUGCAUCCUUAGGCAAUUUCAUCCUCCUUUGAACAUCACAGUGUCCUAACACAAAAUAGAUGGCUCAGCCUACCACACACCUAGGCUAUGUGGUAAACGUAUUCCUCCUAGGCCACAAACCUAUACAGCAUAUAACUGUACUGAAUACUGUAGGCAGUUGUAAUGCAAUGAUAUUUGUGUGUCUAAACAUA
This is a messenger RNA of Sapajus apella (tufted capuchin), 2719 nucleotides long. RefSeq lists its product as uncharacterized. The transcript has a single exon. The record is from RefSeq and is a predicted model, not a curated record. Lineage: Eukaryota; Metazoa; Chordata; Mammalia; Primates; Cebidae. The coding region runs from base 927 to 1307 and encodes 126 amino acids.